Molecule: messenger RNA, 381 nt
Organism: Danaus chrysippus (African queen)
Lineage: Eukaryota; Metazoa; Arthropoda; Insecta; Lepidoptera; Nymphalidae
Source: the annotation of a GenBank genome assembly
UUGAAUAUUUACAGCAAACGUUUGCGGCAAAGGGAUUCAAAGGUAGACAAAGAAAAAUCAGCGGCCAAAGACAAAGAUAAACCUGAAACGAAGAAGGACAACGAAGAGGACUGCAUCACCAUCAGUGACGAUGAAGAAGCACUCGUGCGUGCCGAACGUGUUCGUGGCACGCACGACCCUCGCUUCCCGUGGGUGUCUUUCUUCGCUCUAAGCGCGGUGCGGGCCGGGGGCGAGCUCACGUGGAAUACAACUACGACGUGGGUUCCGUGGCCGGGAAGGUCCUCUACUGUUACUGCGGGGCCCCAACAUGUCGCGGCCGGCUGCUGUGACCUGCCUCACUCGUACACACCUUGGACUUCAUUACUGUAUAAAUGGGACUAA